This is a messenger RNA of Polyodon spathula (Mississippi paddlefish), 2812 nucleotides long. It is a transcript of the gene mmaa, whose product is annotated as metabolism of cobalamin associated A. Gene Ontology annotation, cellular component: cytoplasm. Gene Ontology annotation, molecular function: GTPase activity; GTP binding. The record is from RefSeq and is a predicted model, not a curated record. Bases 338 to 1558 code for a protein of 406 amino acids. The transcript has 7 exons. NCBI's taxonomy places the organism in Eukaryota, Metazoa, Chordata, Actinopteri, Acipenseriformes, Polyodontidae.
AGAAAGAACCAUGAAUGCCUUUGAGAAAAUAAUUUGGACGCAAUAGCUAUAAGGAAGGAAAGAAUUGCAAGUAAUAUUAAAACACAAGAUAAUAUAAAUGUACUUUUCACUGUCUCGCGUGUAAAUAUAGGGGCCGUUCCCAACGUGACCGGAUAUGGGAUAUGGGAAGUACUGUGUACACAAGUACACACAGCUCACAGGCAAACUUCACUGAGGUCAAGUUCAUUUUGCAAAAAAAUAUCAGCAUUGUUGGCAGCUAUUAGAUGUGAAAAAAAACAAAACAAAACUGCGUUAAUGUAAAUGAAGUUCCGUUUCAUUAAUGAUUAAGUGCUGAAGAAUGGGAACCACCAACCUUUUUUUGCCCCAUUUUAGAAGAGCUGCUGCAAGGAACCACAUCAUAAAUGCUAUUGUUCAGGUAGUUCCAAAAUCCAGCUCAGGACUGUGUUCUCAACACACUGGUAGGAAUGGAGUGGCUGCAGGACAAAGGAGAAGCUAUUGCAUUCAGGCAGCUUUGAGCUGGCAGCUGCAUGACCUCACAGCAAAGGAGCAGAGACUGCUGGCUGGCCUGUACCAGGGCCUGGUCCAAGGACAUCGGGCCAGCCUUGCCGAGUCCAUCACACUGGUAGAAUCCUGCAACAGCAGGAAGAAGGAACUUGCUCAAGUGCUGCUUCAGCAGGUCUUGGCUUACCAGAGACAACAAGAAUGUUUACAUGGAGGAAAACCUCUUGCUUUCAGAGUGGGGUUGUCUGGUCCUCCCGGUGCUGGAAAGUCAACCUUUAUCGAGGUGGUUGGGAAGAUGCUGACGAGAAGAGGACACAAAGUCGCAGUUUUGGCCGUAGACCCAUCUUCCUGCACUACUGGAGGGUCUCUCAUGGGAGACAAAACCCGGAUGACAGAGCUGUCCAGGGAUAUGAAUGCUUACAUCCGUCCUUCCCCUACCUCUGGUACUCUGGGAGGAGUAACAAGAACCACAAAUGAAGCCAUACUACUUUGCGAGGGAGCAGGUUAUGACAUAGUUUUGGUGGAGACUGUAGGUGUUGGACAGUCUGAAUUUGCUGUGGCUGACAUGGUCGAUAUGUUUGUGUUACUGAUUCCGCCAGCCGGGGGUGACGAGCUGCAGGGAAUCAAGCGAGGGAUUAUCGAAAUGGCAGAUUUGGUGGUUGUAACUAAAGCUGACAGCGACUUGUUGGUUCCUGCGCGCAGAAUACAAGCUGAAUACACCAGUGCUUUGAAACUUCUUAGAAAUAAGUCAAAGUUGUGGAAGCCGCAGGUGACCCGCGUAUCCUCAAAGACUGGAGAAGGGGUUCCAGAACUGUGGGCUAAAAUUAAAGAGUUUCAUGAGGCCAUGCUUGGCAGUGGAGAGCUGUUAGCCAGGAGAAGCAGCCAGCAGAGGGUGUGGAUGUGGAACUUGAUCCAGGAGAAUGCGCUGAGGCAUUUCCGAGAGCACCCUGCGGUCCGUGAGCAGAUCCCAGGCUUGGAGCAGAAAGUCACCAGUGGGGUGCUGUCUCCAGGACUGGCUGCAGAUCUGCUGCUGAAGGCUUUCUCAGCAAGACAAUGAAAACUGGAGAUAGUAUUUUACUGAUACCUUCAUCACCACUCAUUCACCACCGCAGUAAUGAGGAGGUGGGGUCUGUCUGCCAAAGAAUGCUGAUUACAAAAGAGCAGCCAGCCAGCUAAGGGCUCUUUGUUUUGGAUGUAACACAUUAUAUUCACAGGUCUCUUUUCUGCUGAGUUUUCUCUCUCUGUGUCCCUCAAUCCAUCCUUUCUACUGCGACAGGCUACCAGAACAGUUUUUUUCUCAUAGACACUUGCUAGAAUCGCAACUGGUUAAUUAACAGGAAAUGUUUCACUACCUGUUAUUGCUUAACUGAUCCACCCAGCGUCUUUGAUCUGUAAUACUUAACUGAAUGUUUGUUAUAAUUGUGUCUGUAUCAGGUCUUGGAAGUGUGACUCUCUUAGUAAUGCUGAACUGAAGUGUAAACACCUGGGGCUUGUAAUUAAGUGUUGCACACAUACAGUGAAUUCCUACAGGCAGCAUGUUUUGGUUUACAGCUGCCAAUGGCACCUAACCCCAAAAGACCGUUGCCAGAAAAAAAAUUAGUCCCAUUUGUUGACCGUUUUAGUCGCAGUCUGGAGCCCUGUUCGAUCUCCAUUGUUCAAAAGUGGCAAAAAAAAUAAUUCCGACAUACACCCCAAAAUAAUGGUCCGCUGAAAGAGAAAUGCACCCCGAUUUACCAGAUGUAAUCUCUAUGUAUUCCUAUAGGAACCUGUUUUGAAGACUGAGAUACGUUUAAAAGUAUGGAUUUUGAAGACUGCAUUAUUUACGCACUACAACAUAACGGAGUGUGACAGACUCCAGGCAAUUCAGAACUGCAAAUGGAGAAAAUAUAUUCAAUAUUCAAAAGUGGAUGUAUUUUAAUUCAGUUUAAUGUAUUUCAGUGUAGUGCACUCUGGUGCUAGUGGGACUUAGAGAAUUGUUUUGAACAAGGCCGAUCGAGAAAGAAUCUGAAAGUUUUUCACAAAGCUUGGAGGCAGAGUUUUCCAACCUUGGGGUCUAUUCAGUUGAUCUAAACAGUGGUGGAUCUAAACACCACCACCCUCUACAUAGUAAAUUAACCUUCAUGUCAAUCUGAAACGAGUGGUGGUUUAAAUGGGUGAAAUGCUGUAUGUGGCAGGAAUUCCUGUUGCCAUGAAAAAUAUGAUGAAUUUUAAAGGUAGCUAUUGUAUUCAUAGAUGUCGCAUGGAGCUUCAUUUUGGAUAAUUAAUGUUGUGGAACAGACAAGUGAUAACAGAGAUAUAUAUAUAUAUAUAU